UGCAUUUGAAUUUCUAUCUGAAUCAGUUUGGCUGAUAUUUUGUAUAAAAAAGUGAUUUUCUUUCUUCAAAACCCUCUGCUAAUCGAGCAAUGGACUUAUGUAUACUGUGGCUUCAUCGUACACAACACGUCAUUGAAAUCUUCAAACAUUUGUGACGUUGAUUUGGGCAAGUUGAUUUAUUCGGAGAUUUUCCAAAAAAAAAUUUUCAUUAUGGAAUGUCCUCGUUUAGAAGACUUAGCAAAAGAUAAACUUGUAAGCAUUAGCAAUGAUGCUAGUGUUUGCACUGCACAAUUCUCAGAAGAAAAUAACUUUGUCGCAAAUGAAACAUACGGAAAUGGGGAUUGCCAUAAUGAUAUUCCUGAAUCUGGCAACAUGACAGAAAUAACGGAUGAGCAAUCUAAUUUAAAAUGUGACGUUUUUGAGAUAGAACUAUCAGAGACAUACAACUUGAUAGAGCAACAAGCAGACAUACAAUCCAUUUCUAAGUUGUAUGAAUGUGACGUUUGUCAAAUGAAAUUCCCUGCUGCUAGUAAACUGACAAGACAUAGACGAAAACAUUUUGGUGAGAAAUCCUUUGAAUGCAGUGUCUGUCAGAGAAAAUUCUCUGACCCAAGUAACUUGGCAAGACAUAUGAAAAUGCAUACUGGAGACAAACCUCAUGCAUGUGAUACCUGUGAUAAGAGUUUCAUAUUUUUAAGCGACUUAGUCAGGCAUAAAAGAACUCAUACUGGAGAGAAACCUUACGAUUGUGAAGUUUGCCACAAGAAAUAUUCAACAAUUAGUAACCUGAAUAUCCAUAAGCGGUCUCACACUGGCGAGAAACCUUAUGAAUGCGAUGUUUGCCACAAGAGAUUCUCUCGAUCAAACUGUUUAACUGCACACAAAAAUACACAUAUUGUAGACAAAAGUUAUGAAUGCGAUGUUUGCAAGAAGAAAUUCUCAACAAGUAAGAACCUAAGUGCCCAUAAAACCGCCCACGCUACCAGUAAGCCUUACGAAUGCAAUAUUUGCAAGAAACAGUUUUUAAGGUCAUACCGAUUAGCUGCACAUAAAAGAACACAUAGUGGUGAAAAACCUCAUGAUUGUAAUGUUUGUGGCAAAAGAUUCGCAGAAAUUAGCAACUUGAACGCGCAUAAGAAAACCCACACUGGGGAUCAACCUUUUGAAUGUGAUAUUUGCAAGAAACGAUUUUCACGUUCACACCUGGUUGAAAGACAUAAGAGGUCAUCGCACAAUGCAAGGAAACCGUACGAGUGUGAUAUUUGCAAAAAACGAUACAAAAAUAAAAAACCCCGAUGAAGCAACACAGAAGGUAUCAUUUGUGCAUGACAUGCGGACGAGACAAUGUCGGGGAACUGGAUGACACAAAUGAACCAGAACAACCUCACAUUACCUGUGAUGUUCAUCAGUGCAAUAGACAGUUUGACAGUGUGAACAAAUUAUUACAGCACAAGGCUCGUGAACACGGGAUACCUUAUAAAUGCAGUGUUUGUAGGCAGUUAGAGACGACAGAACCAAAUGAAGUUAGUUUUAUCUGUUCUCUGUGCGCUGUUGCCUUUGUUUCAUUAAAAGAACUCGAAGAUCAUGUUGAAAAUCAUAAUAAGCAACGAUCAGAACUUCAAGAAAAAUCAUGAUGCGUUGUACCAAAGAAUUCAUAAGGACCUGAUAAGUUAAGAAUGUUUUCCAAGUCAAGGUGUACAGAAUAAAUAUUGCACUAAUAUACUGUGUCUGAUAUAUUUAUUAAAGAUGUCUCGUGUCUCUUUUGACUUGUAAUUGCUGGAGGUUAAUGACAGAUCUCGGUCGGAUUAAUCAUGCACGUGUUUUUAAAAUAUCAUUAACACCGAAUGGGGUUUAUUGCUACAAAUAUAUACCCAGAAAUCAGUAACACUAUGCCAGAUAUAUAUAUAUAAUCGUCUUUACUGCGAACUUGCGUGUUGGCAGAGAGUAGCAUUGACUAUCAUACGGUAUUUUUACACGGGUUGUUGCAACAGGCAUAAGUGUCAGAU
Molecule: messenger RNA, 2006 nt
Organism: Dendronephthya gigantea
Lineage: Eukaryota; Metazoa; Cnidaria; Anthozoa; Malacalcyonacea; Nephtheidae
Product: zinc finger protein 525-like
Exons: 2
Coding region: 211-1299 (362 amino acids)
Source: RefSeq, a predicted model, not a curated record